Molecule: messenger RNA, 2682 nt
Organism: Pseudonaja textilis
Lineage: Eukaryota; Metazoa; Chordata; Lepidosauria; Squamata; Elapidae
Gene: EML1
Product: EMAP like 1
Biological process (GO): microtubule cytoskeleton organization
Cellular component (GO): mitotic spindle
Molecular function (GO): microtubule binding
Source: RefSeq, a predicted model, not a curated record
UGUGGGUGAGAGUACUGAGCGACCGAAAGAGCAGAAGAGCAGCCCGAGUUUGACCAGAGCGGGUGGCAAAAAGGAGGGAAGAGAGGCUGGAAGGAGCGAUUUGGACUAGGGCUGGCGGGGGCGAGGAUCCCAAACGGGCCGAAGAGGGGCGCGAAAUUGGCUUCGGGAUGAUGGAGGACGGAUUCUCCAGCUACAGCAGCCUCUAUGACACUUCUUCGCUUCUGCAGUUCUGCAAUGAUGACAGUGCUUCUGCUGCCAGUAGCAUGGAGGUGACAGACCGCAUAGCUUCACUUGAACAACGUGUUCAGAUGCAAGAAGACGACAUUCAGUUGCUCAAGUCCGCUCUGGCAGAUGUCGUUAGGCGUUUAAAUAUUACUGAGGAGCAACAGGCCAUGCAGAACAGGAAAGGACCUACCAAAGCAAGACCACUAGUUCAAACACUGCCUUUAAAGAUUACUGUCAAUAAUGGAACUGUCUUACCAAAGAAAUCUAGUGGUUCUCUACCUUCUCCAUCAGGAACCAGGAAAGAAAUUGUAUCACCAGCAGCAAAAAGCACUAUUAAAAGAACCAACUCAGCUGAAGGUGUUUCAACUGGUGGUCGGAGGGAAAGUUAUGGAGAUUCCAAAGGCAAUCGUAAUCGAGCUGGAUCCACAAGCAGUUCAUCUAGUGGUAAAAAGAACAGUGAUUGCAAACCCAAGGAACCAAUGUUCAGUGCAGGGAAGCGCCAUGUGACACGUUGUAAAGAGGAAGGAUAUGUUAAAAUGUUUCUGCGUGGACGUCCUGUUACCAUGUACAUGCCAAAAGAUCAGGUGGAGUCUUACAGCUUGGAAGCAAAGGCAGAACUACCAUCCAAAAAGCUUAAACUGGAAUGGGUCUAUGGUUAUAGAGGUCGGGAUUGUCGUAAUAAUCUGUACCUCUUACCAACCGGAGAAACUGUUUACUUCAUUGCAUCUGUGGUUGUAUUGUAUAAUGUUGAAGAACAACUGCAGAGACAUUACAUUGGUCACAAUGAUGAUGUGAAGUGCCUAGCAGUACAUCCUGACAGGAUUACCAUAGCAACUGGUCAGGUUGCAGGGACAUCUAAGGAUGGAAAACAAUUACUGCCUCAUAUCCGCAUUUGGGAUUCUGUUACUUUGAAUACACUACAUGUAAUUGGCAUGGGAUUCUUUGAUCGAGCUGUUACAUGCAUUGCAUUUUCUAAAUCAAAUGGAGGCAGUAACUUGUGCUCAGUGGAUGACUCCAAUGACCAUGUGCUUUCAGUAUGGGACUGGCAGAGGGAAGAAAAAGUUGCAGAGGUCAAGUGCUCUAAUGAAGCAGUAUUUGCCGCUGAUUUUCACCCUACAGACACUAACAUCAUAGUUACAUGUGGAAAAUCUCAUCUUUAUUUUUGGACAAUUGAAGGGAAUUCUCUUAUCAAAAAGCAGGGAUUAUUUGAGAAACAAGAAAAGCCAAAGUUUGUCUUGUGUGUGACAUUUUCUGAAAAUGGUGAUACAAUCACAGGAGAUUCAAGUGGAAAUAUCUUAGUAUGGGGAAAGGGUACCAACAGAAUAAGCACUGCAAUUCAAGGAGCUCAUGAAGGGGGUAUAUUUGCCCUUUGUAUGUUACGAGAUGGCACUCUUGUGUCUGGAGGUGGAAAGGACAGAAAGUUGAUAUCUUGGAAUGGAAAUUAUCAGAAAAUUCAUAAAACUGAGAUUCUGGAGCAGUAUGGUCCUAUAAGAACAAUAGCAGAAGGGAAGGGGGACAUUGUUUUGAUAGGAACCACUCGAAACUUUGUGCUCCAAGGUUCUUUGUCAGGAGGCUUUUCUCCCAUUACCCAGGGCCAUACUGAUGAGCUUUGGGGACUAGCAGUCCAUCCCACCAAACCUCAGUUUUUUACAUGCGGGCAAGACAAACACAUUAUGCUUUGGGAUGCAAUCAGUCAUCAUCCAAUCUGGAACAAAACUAUAGAGGAUGCAGCACAGUCUUCUGGUUUUCAUCCUUCAGGGUCUGUAGUUGCAGUAGGAACGCUCACUGGAAGGUGGUUUGUGUUUGAUACUGAAACAAAGGAUUUGGUCACUGUACAUACAGAUGGAAAUGAACAGCUGUCCACAAUGCGUUACUCACCAGAUGGCAACUUCUUGGCAAUAGGCUCUCAUGACAAUUGCAUUUAUAUAUACAGUGUUAGUGACAAUGGAAGAAAAUACAGUAGAAUUGGCAAAUGUUCAGGUCAUUCCAGUUUCAUUACUCACUUGGAUUGGUCUGCUAACUCUCAGUAUCUUGUGUCUAAUUCAGGGGACUAUGAAAUCCUAUACUGGGUUCCUUCAGCUUGUAAGCAAGUAGUAAGUGUGGAAACCACUAGAGAUAUAGAAUGGGCUACUUACACGUGUACUCUAGGAUUUCAUGUUUUUGGUGUAUGGCCAGAAGGUUCAGAUGGCACAGAUAUAAAUGCCCUUUGUCGCUCACAUGAAAUAAAUUUAUUAUCAACUGGUGAUGACUUUGGCAAAGUACAUCUCUUUUCUUACCCAUGCUCACAAUUUAGGGCUCCAAGUCAUGUGUAUGGUGGACAUAGCAGUCAUGUAACCAAUGUAGAUUUUCUAUAUGAAGAUACUCAUCUCAUCUCCACCGGUGGAAAAGAUACUAGUAUUAUGCAAUGGCGAGUUAUUUAGGAGAAUUCUUGCAUGAAGCUAUAUGCAAACAAGAACU